GCCAUGGCGAGCGUCUUUGAUCCAGCAACGGGAAUUUACUCCAGCUGCCGCCCCGCAUUGUCGAUGCCAUCGCCCGGUGCCACAGGAGGAAUCGUCCAGUUCUUGCUGGAGCGCACCAGCGAUCCAGGGAUUUCGAGCAAGCUGGCGCUAGUCGACGCGAUCACGGGCGAGAGGGUGACAUUCUCGCAGCUCCGGCGCAGGAUCUCCGUGAUUGCGCAGGGAUUGAUCGAGCUGGGGGUCCGCCGGGGCGACGUCGUGCUCAUCCUGAGCCCGAAUUCCAUCCAGUUCGUGGAAUCCUUCCUCGCGGUGAUAUUCGUCGGCGCGAUCCUCACGACGGUGAAUCCUCUCAACACCGCGGAAGAAAUCGCCAAGCAGGCCAGGGAUUCCUCCCCUAGCCUCGUCAUCACGACGCUGGAGCUCGCGGACAAGGUCCAGCGUCUCGAUCUUCCCAGCGUCAUCAUCGAUCAUCGCGAUGGCUCGGUUCUUCCUCCAAGAUCCAUUCCCUACUCGUCGCUGCUGCGAGAAUCGCCGAUAUUUCGAGCCGGAUCAUCGAUGUCGGCGCCGAUCGAGUCGAAUCUCGAUGACACAGUGGCGCUCCUCUACUCCUCUGGCACGACUGGCGUGAGCAAGGGCGUGAUGCUGUCGCACAGGAACUUCCUCGCGGCGGCCGGGCAAGUGAACAUGGAUGCCGAGAUGGAGGGCCGGGAGAACGAUGUCCUGCUCGUCAUGCUGCCACUCUUCCACAUCUUUGGCCUCGCCGUGAGCUACGCGUCACUCCAGAGGUCCGAGACGGUGGUGAUCCUGCCAAGGUUUGAGUUCCUCCAUUUCCUCAAGAGCAUCCAGGAUUUUAGGGUUACGCAGCUCCCGCUCGUCCCGCCAGUGGCGAUCGCGCUCGCCAAGCAUGCCGCGGUCGCCGAUUACGACCUCUCCUCCAUCAAGAAUGUCAUCUCUGGCGCUGCGCCUCUGGGCAAGGAGAUCAUGGAGACGUGCUCUCGCCGCCUCCCUCUCGCGGAUAUCCGACAGGGCUAUGGCCUGACUGAAUCGACUGGAUUGGCACUGCUCACACUUCCUAGAGAAGAUCCACGAUUCAUGGGCGCAGCUGGGACUUUGGUAUCUGGAACCGAGGCCAUGGUGGUGGAUCCGGAGACAUGCAAGCCUGUCCCUCCUCAAAAAUCUGGAGAACUUUGGCUGAGGGGUCAACAAAUCAUGAAAGGCUAUUUAAACAAUCCAACAGCGACAGCCUCGACGAUUGACAAGAAUGGGUGGCUCCACACCGGAGACCUCGUCUACGUCAAUCAAGGACGGUUCUUUGUCCUGGACAGGAUGAAAGAGCUCAUCAAGUACAAGGGAUUCCAAGUCGCCCCGGCUGAAUUGGAAGCAUUGCUACUGUCUCAUCCUUCGCUCCUGGACGCUGCAGUAGUCCCUCUCGCAGACGAAGAGGCGGGUCAAGUGCCAAUAGCAUAUGUCGUGAAGAAACCCAACGCCACCGUGGAUGAAUCCAACGUCCUAAACUUCAUUGCCAAACAAGUAGCUCCCUACAAGCGAUUGAGACGCGUUUCUUUCAUCGACGCGAUCCCAAAGUCAGCAGCGGGGAAGAUUUUGCGUCGCGAGCUAACAGCGCUCCCACAAUCCAAGCUUUAAGACACAAAAAAACGCGAAAAAGGAGGUACGCCGUUUCGUUAGUUAGGGCGACGCGAAGAAAGUAUGUCCAAGGUGAGGGUGAGCGUUUUCCUGGCGAGCGGACACCACAAGCUCCACAAGUUCAAGCCCCCCGGUGCGAUGCGAGCUCGUUGUCUCGCGCCUCGAUAAGCUCUAAGGCGUGGGGGAUUUGUGCGACGAGGAUGGCGAUUCCAUCGUCGACACUGCCGAGUUGGGCAUUUAUUACCCCUACACUGUGGUGCAGGCGCUCAUACACGAGAUCCUGGAUAAAGGCUGCUGCUUCUACGACCACUGACCUAUAAAACCAAACAAAGCGCGCGCGGGAAAUCGCUUCGAGAUUUUAAACAAAAGUUUAAAACUUUGAAUUUGAAGGUGUUUGGCGCGCUUGGAUAAAUAAAAGUAUAUUCUCUAGUGUUA
Selaginella moellendorffii is the source of this 2076-nucleotide messenger RNA. RefSeq names its product 4-coumarate--CoA ligase-like 7. Gene Ontology annotation, molecular function: CoA-ligase activity. The record is from RefSeq and is a predicted model, not a curated record. Bases 4 to 1641 code for a protein of 545 amino acids. The transcript has 6 exons. Lineage: Eukaryota; Viridiplantae; Streptophyta; Lycopodiopsida; Selaginellales; Selaginellaceae.